AUGUGGUACUCUCUUGCUCUGCUGGCCCUGGCCAGCUAUGCCACCGCACAAACGUCAACAGACUGCAACCCGUUGAACGUAACAUGUCCCGCAGACCCAGCUCUAGGAACAGAACACACAUGGCACUUCAACAGCACGUUGGACGAAACCAUUUGGAACAUGACCACCGGAACCUACGAGUAUGGCGACGACGGAGCCGAAUUCACCCUCGCGACAGAGGGCUCCUCCACCCUCCUGCAAUCUAACUUCUAUAUCUUCUUCGGUGUCGUGGAAUCCCACGUCAAGAUGGCCAAGGGCGGCGGUCUGAUUAGCAGUGUGGUCCUGGAAUCCGAUGACCUGGACGAGAUCGAUUGGGAGUGGGUGGGAUAUAACACUAGCCAGGUGCAGUCUAAUUUCUUCGGAAAGGGCAACGAUAGCACAUUCGACCGCGGCGGCUACCACGACGUCACAAACGCAGACACCGAGUUCCACAACUACACUACCUACUGGGAUCAGGAUAAGCUUCAGUGGUGGAUCGACGGCACUAUGGUCCGUCAGCUCAACUACGAUGAUAAGGGUACCCUUGGUGGAAAGAACUACCCGCAGACACCCUGCCGCGUGAAGUUCAGUCUCUGGCCUGCCGGUACGAAGAGUGCUGCACAGGGUACAAUCGAGUGGGCUGGUGGUCUGGUCCAAUGGGACGAUGCUCCUUUCACCAUGACCCUUGGAAAGCUCCGCGUGAAGGAUUUCCACACCGGAAAGGAGUACACUUACUCGGACCACUCAGGUUCCUACGACAGUAUCGACGUGGCCAGCGGAAACUCUACCACAGUUACAGAGCUGAACAAACCCCCGCCCAAGUCCCUAGCCGAGAAGUGGGAUGACCUGGGUGAAGGAGCUCACAUCGGAAUCUACUGCGGCGCAGCCGGAGCCGGAGUCCUCGCCAUCGCAGCCUUCCUCAUCUUCUGUCUGCGCCAGCGCCGCAAGGGUCGUCUCGAACACGCCCUCGACGACAGCCGCUAUGCCGAGAACCGUACCGAGAUGCAGAACUUCCAGAAUGACUGGAAGCAGAGCGAGUGGAAGCACGGUGGCUACCAGCAGGUCAGCAACUAG
Molecule: messenger RNA, 1092 nt
Organism: Penicillium antarcticum
Lineage: Eukaryota; Fungi; Ascomycota; Eurotiomycetes; Eurotiales; Aspergillaceae
Product: glycoside hydrolase family 16 protein
Exons: 2
Coding region: 1-1092 (363 amino acids)
Biological process (GO): fungal-type cell wall organization; carbohydrate metabolic process
Cellular component (GO): fungal-type cell wall
Molecular function (GO): hydrolase activity, hydrolyzing O-glycosyl compounds; glycosyltransferase activity
Source: RefSeq, a predicted model, not a curated record